This is a messenger RNA of Vicia faba (fava bean), 684 nucleotides long. Lineage: Eukaryota; Viridiplantae; Streptophyta; Magnoliopsida; Fabales; Fabaceae. The record is from the annotation of a GenBank genome assembly.
AUGGCCUCAGCCUCAGAACAACGCAUUUGUUUCUGCUUGUGCCUCUUCUUCUUCCUUCGUCUCUCAACCUCAACCACAGAGACCCCAACUCCAGCGCCGUGGCCGGAACAGUUCCACUCAGAGCUAUUCGUCAAGGGAUUCGGCACUCUUCGAAAAACCGACUUAUGGUACGAUUGGCCCAACGGACGCAACUUCAACAUCAACCAGCAUCAGCUUGGUAUUCUCAAAUACGACGCUGAAUGGAACAACGGCACCUCUUUUGUCUACACUCUAGACCCUUUCAACCGCACUUGCCAAACGCUUCAUUUCGAUGUUGGAAUUCUCCGACCCAAUUGGCUUGAAGGUGCUAACUAUUUAGGUCAAGAAUAUGCUGAUAAUUUUCUGUGUAAUGUUUGGGAGAAAGUUGAUUUUAUUCACUACUACGAGGAUGUUGUUACUCGAAGACCCGUCAAGUGGAUCUUCUAUGAUGGAAUGGUUGCUCAUGUGAUGACAUUUGAGGUUGGUGCAGUGCUGGAGGAUGAGCAUUGGCAGGCUCCUGUUUAUUGUUUUAGUAAGUCAGAGCCUGAACGUCGGAUACACAACAUAAUGAGCAGCUCCUUAUUGGAUUUAGAGGCUGCUAUUGGUGGUGGCAGUGGUUUUCGCCGGACAUUAAUGAGUGAGAUGAGAUCGGCCGCCCGAAAAUAG